Coregonus sp. 'balchen' is the source of this 4777-nucleotide messenger RNA. The record is from the annotation of a GenBank genome assembly. NCBI's taxonomy places the organism in Eukaryota, Metazoa, Chordata, Actinopteri, Salmoniformes, Salmonidae.
AGGAACUAGUGGAUGAGUUGUAUCAUUUUCGGGAUCAUUACUUUGAGACUCACAGUGUGGAGGAUGCAGAGAGGAAACCGAGUGAUGUGGCACAGGAGAUGGAGAAGACACUAAAGAAGCUGGAGGAGAAAGAAGGUGAGAAAACAGAACAGAAAAGAAAGGCAUGUUCUGAUUUGGUAGCCACACAUGUAAAAAUAAUAUACUGACAUUUUGCAUGAUAGCUUUGUAUCCAUUUGGCGAUUUGGUGUAGCUACACAUCUUUUACCACACUAUUCAGCGCUCACAAAGCUUGCCUGACUAGAGAGGGAUCUCUUUAUGCAUUAUUGAAUCAUCAAUGACUUACAUAACUAAGGCUCAUGGUGUCCCUCCAUCUCUUCCAAUCCAGAGUCAUAUACGCACUGUUGUCGUCCACCAGCCUGCUGUCCCAUGCGGUAGCAAUUGAGCCUGGGGACGAGGUUAUAGUUUAUAAGCACAGUGCUGGCUGAGCUUAGCUUGGCAUCCAUUUGGUAUCUAAUAUGUGGGGUUACAUCUUUAAACACACAGCACAAGUCAGUUGACUAGAGCAGUGGUUCCCAAACUGUGGGGACUAAAAAGUAACUCAUUUUCUAAAUUGGGUAGUGCAUCAUCAGUUUUUCUGAUGUCAUGUCAGUCAUUGCAUACCCUACAGAGCUAUUUAUAACUUAUCAGAAAUGUCCAGAUCAACUAGCCCAUGUCAGAUAACGUUUUUCAGCUAGGUUUUUUAGCCCAUAGAUGUUAUUGUAAUAUUCAAGUCACUCAAAUAUCACAUGAAUACACAUUAGCCAGGGCAAAAUGUAUAGAGAGCUUUAAAACUGCAAAAUUUUCUCUACGCCAACAAGAGGGAUGUGAACAGUUUGUGUAAUGAACAGUGCUUGUGCCCAUAGAAAUAGAUGUGGCGCGCGCAGGAUGUUCUCCAAUGCUGGAAGGGGGGCCUGGGUGAAAAAGUUUGGGAACCCCUGGACUAGAGAAUCAUCUCUUUGUCAUCCCUUCGUCUCCUCCAGAGUCGUAUAAGCACAGUGCUGAGUUCCUGCUGCUGCGGGGCCGCUCCCUGGGGGUGGCUCCGGAGUUUAGCACCACCGCCGAGGAGUGCCUGUCCCGGGCCGUGAAGCUGGAGCCUGGACUGGUGGAGGGCUGGAACACACUGGGGGAGCAGUACUGGAAGAAAGGAGACCUGACCACCGCCAAGACCUGCUUCACCGGAGCCCUGCAGCAGGUUAGCAAUAAUAAUACAGUAAUCAUGUGUUUUAUUUGCAUAGCUGAGCUUUUAAUUUACAGACAGCGUAAGUCACAAAGCUCUUGAGGUUAACUGGAGAGAGUGAUGUCGGUGCUGGGGGACUGUUGUUGUGUUGAGAUCAAGGUAUGCAGUAGAAUCUUACUGAUGGAGAAUAGAAUGCAUGUAAAGCGUUCAGAACGGGUUGUAGCCCUAGUUAUAGGCCUACACAAACAACAGCUGUUUAUCUCAUCCUCAAGUCAUAACUCUACCUCCCAUUGUGUGCACCUUCCUCUUUCUUUCUUUCUACCUUUCUUUUGUUUACUCUGGUCUGUUUUAUUCUCUAUUCCUACAUCAUUGAAAUUGACCUACCCCCAAACCAAUAUCCAAUUAUUAUUAUUUUUAAUGAGUGGGGCAGUCCCACUCCUUUCGUAUAAAAAAAAAAAGCUUUAUUGAAGCGAUAGUACAGUGUUGUAAAUAUGGGGACGAUAGAGGGAGAGUGAGUCAAAGGGCAGUGGGCCGGAUUCGAACCCAUGCCGACUCUGGCAUACAUGGUUGCCGGGGUCAACAGCUGUAACCGUUAGACCAAACAGGCGAUAGUAUCCUAAUAUUAUCGCGAUCACAUCUCUUUUCUCCCUCUGUCCCAGAGUACGAACAAGGUGUCUCUGCGUAGUCUGUCCAUGGUGCUGAGGCAGCUGCCAGGAGGGGGCGGUGAUGAGCAGGGGAAGAGGGUGCUGGAGAGUGUGGACAUGGCCAGGCAGGCUGUCCAGCUGGACAUCACCGACGGCACCUCCUGGUGUCAGUAUGAUGGAUAGUUUCAUAUAACAGAUUCAUAUUUUACAGUGGUUAUGAGUUCAGAUAGUUAAAGUGUGGGGGACAUGGCUGGGGUUACUGGGGUGGAGUAUGCGUACAGUUACAUAUGUUGUGUGAAUGCACGAAAUACAAUUAUUAGAAUGUAAUUCAGGUUCUCAAAGGAGAGGAUAGAAGAACAGCUCUUAACAUAAAUGUUGGUAUGAGAAAAAUGUCCUCUAUUACUGAAUAUGAGUGGAUAGUUGAUGAUUUAUUGGGGUAUAUUGACAGACAUCCUGGGGAAUGCCUACAUCUCCCUGUUCUUCACCUGCAGACAGAAUCCACAGAUGUCUCAGCAGGCUCUGAGUGCCUAUGCACAGGCUGUGAGUACACACACAAACCAAACUCAGUUGUAUUUACAAAGCCUGACAGGAUAGUAUGAGUGGGUCAAUUUGAUUAUUGUGCAAUAAUCAUUGUUAAGCACUAUAUAAUUCCUUCCCUCUGUUCUCUCUCAGGAGAAAGUGGACCCAACAGCAACCUCCAACCCCGAUCUGCACUUCAAUAGAGCCACGGUAACACAUUAUCGUUGAUAUAUUCUAUUAGGAUUCUUAUAAUAUGCGUGUGGUAAAUGACUUAAAUAAUUCCAUUACACAGACAAAUGCAUAUAAAAGUAAACUGAAGCUAAUGAUCCAUGCCUGUGUCUACCCCCUCCAGCUGUUUCAGUAUGAGGAGAUGUUUGGGUCUGCGCUGGGGGGGUACAGUCGGGCUGCGGCCCUGGACCCUGUGUGGGAGGAGCCUCCAGAGCGGGAGAGGCAGCUGCUGGAAUACCUGGAGAAACUCACAGCACUCACAGAGAACAAGGUAGGAACAGGAGAACCCCCCCCCCCACACACACACACACACACACACAUAUUCAUAUAGAUAAACUGGACAGGGCACAUCAGUCUCCAAUCUACAUCUAUCAGCAGUUAAUGUGAUCUGUAUAGGAUAUAAACUUAAUAAAAACAUACAAACACAUUUCUUGCCAACUCAAGCACUAAUGCAAAAAUGUAUCAGGUAGAAUUAUAAACCACCAGUAGGUGGCAGCAGAGUCCUAUGCUUUUCCACUGAUAACAGUGGACUACUCUUUUUCUUUCACCCAUACAGGGGAAGGUGAAGGCCCGGCGGCUGCGGACGAUGCUCUCCAACCUCAGCACGUUGGCCUUGGGGCCAUGCUCCUCCCCUCAGUUCCGCUCCCCCGCAGGCCGCGUUGGGAGCCUGGAGCCCUGGACCCUGUCUGCCCUGACACACGGCCACAACGCUGGGGUGGCUGCCCUGGGAAAGGUGGUGUUCAGCCUGGCCUCAGAGGGACGCGUGGCCUUGUGAGUUCCCCUUCCUCUAGUGAUAAACUACUAUCUGUAAUGUGGAGUCUGCUGUGUACUUUAUGUGUGUGGAUCUCUGUGUGUAAGAUGUACCUUUUUCUGCAUGUUUGGGAUGAUGGAAGUAAGUUGCUAUCUGCAUGCCCCUUUGUUUGAAGUUGUUUGAACUGAAGGGUUAUGAUACUGUAUGUUUUGCCUUGUUGGGGUACAUUUGCUAUGGUGGAUAGACAGUGAUAUCAUACUGUGUCUCUCUCUGUCUCCCAGUACGUUUGGCAUGGUGGACAGUGAGGAAACGUGCUGCGUGGUCAUGGUCUAUAACACAGCAGACAGCUGGGGAGUUCUGAUUGGAGACUCUGUGGUCAUCCCAGAGCCCCAGGUCAAACGCCACAGUGUAGCACACAACGGCCAGGUUAGUGUGUCUCUCUCUCUGCAGCUUACAUGGACCUUUACACACUUUUUACUUACAAUGAUUGUGAUGUAGUUGUUCCAUCUACUUUAGAUGAAUGCACUGCUUUUAGGAUUCUCUGGAUAUGAGUGUCUGCAAAAUGUGAUUGUGGGGACCCCCUUAUAAUCAGAACACAACUCGAGUGAGAUAGAAAAUAGCAUUGGCCUGACGGUCCAAGUCUCAGGCCCUGGGAAGGAACAUUUUAAAGGCCCAUCUCCUGGCUUUGGAGGGGAACUGUUGCAGUUUUCAAGCUAAUAUCCUGUAAUUCUACAUAUUUUGCCAUGAGACAGAGAGAAAACGUUGCAGUUUUCAAGCUUAAAUUACAGUGUUUUUAUAUUUUUUUUAGGGGGGGGGGGGGGGGGGGGGGAAUACAAAAAGUGUUGAGUUGAAAAAUGUAUAAUUCGUGGAGUACUGUGGAUACCAAUAUUUACAUUUUACAUUUUAGUCAUUUAGCAGACGCUCUUAUCCAGAGCGACUUACAGUUAGUGAGUGCAUACAUUUUUCAUACUGUGAACCUCCCAAGCCCGUGUUGCCCAGGUUUAAGAACAUAAAUUGGAGAUUAAUAAUAUUACAUUGUAUUGUAUUACAGAAUCUAAACUUAUUCCACGGAUCCCUUGGCCAAAAUGUUUAAACUGUUGUUUUUCAUCAUAUUCAUAGAAAAAAGAAAUGUAAAAUAAAAGAACUAUAUAUAUAUAUAUAUAUCAACCAACGCUAUUACAGAUCUUGGUGGUCUCUUCAUUUAUGAUUUUCUGAUCUAUAAUCUCUCCUCCCUCCUCUCCCCUGGCCCUGCUGUAGACGUUUGACUUCCGCAGUAUACGAGUGGACUCCCCUCUGCUCCUCAUCGUCAACGGCAAGAGACAGAACGUCCAGGCUCAGACUGCAGCCUCAGUCAGCUACAAGCCCCAGAGCGAAUGAGAGGAGGAGUGCAGGGGGGGUGAUAGAGGGAGGGGAUCAGAC